This is a messenger RNA of Salarias fasciatus (jewelled blenny), 2742 nucleotides long. It is a transcript of the gene bace1, whose product is annotated as beta-secretase 1. The transcript has 9 exons. Gene Ontology annotation, cellular component: endosome; plasma membrane; trans-Golgi network. The coding region runs from base 546 to 2099 and encodes 517 amino acids. The record is from RefSeq and is a predicted model, not a curated record. NCBI's taxonomy places the organism in Eukaryota, Metazoa, Chordata, Actinopteri, Blenniiformes, Blenniidae. Gene Ontology annotation, biological process: amyloid-beta metabolic process; membrane protein ectodomain proteolysis. Gene Ontology annotation, molecular function: aspartic-type endopeptidase activity.
GGAUGCGGCGGGGUAGAUGGAGGAGGAGGAGGAGGUGAAAGGCUGGAAGGCGGAGAACAGAGUGAACGGGUCGGGAAGAGGGGGAAGGAUGCGGAUAACGAUGGCGUGUCGGCCCCGCGUUGCUUCUUGAUGCCAUUUGCGGUGAUUUGACGCGGAGAUGCGCGGAGAAAUCGACGCGGGCCUGCGGCUUGUCGAUGCACGAAGCGCGCGGGGGGAGCCUGUAAUUUCACUCGUCGUAUCAAAUUAUCCGUGACACCGAGGGUUUCCUGGCGUUAUUGAGAGCCACUUGGUUUCUGCUGUAAGCUGUACUUUUGUAUUCAGUACUUUUGUCAUAUAUUGUAGCGUAACAGCGCGUUGCGAUUUACACCAAGAAUUCAAAAAGUGACCUCGUUUCGUUCUGUCCGUCUUCAGCCGUCAUGGGUUCAGUAAUCAUUUUAGCAUCCUCGCCACCUGAUGUCCUCUCCCGCGCCGCUGCGGUCUGGCUGUCAAAGUGAAGGAAACGGCAAAGCAAACACACCAAACGAUAACGGUUAUUGUCAUUCAGCAUGGAGGCGUCGAGCCUGCAGCUCCGCUGGCUGACCACGGGGUUUUUCAUAUGGACGGCUUUAGGCUUGCUCAGCAGCGGUCAAUCCGCCCCCGGUUCCCCGGGCCCGGCUCCAGCCAUCCGCAUGCCACUGCGGCAAGGCGCCCCCGGCCAGCCGCCCUCCGCCGCUUCUUCCCCGGACCGCCACCCCGUGCGGCGGCGGAGAGGAGCGGCCGCGGGCCGGGUCAGCUUCGUGGACAUGAUCGAUAACCUGCGUGGGAAGUCCGGACAGGGAUACUACGUGGAGAUGGCCGUGGGCUCUCCUCCGCAGAAGCUGAAUAUCCUGGUGGACACAGGAAGCAGUAACUUCGCUGUGGGGGCAGCCGCACACCCGUUCCUGCGCAGAUACUACCAUCGUUCGCUCUCCAGUUCAUAUCGCGACCUGGGCAGAAGUGUUUACGUUCCUUAUACUCAGGGUCGCUGGGAGGGAGAACUGGGUACCGACCUGGUCUCCGUCCCACACGGUCCCAACGCCACACUGCGCGCCAACAUCGCCGCCAUCACCCAGUCAGACCGCUUCUUCAUCAAUGGAUCCAACUGGGAGGGAAUCCUGGGACUUGCCUACGCUGAUAUUGCCAGGCCCGACGAAACUCUGGAGCCUUUCUUCGACUCCUUGGUUCGACAGACUGCCGUCCCCGACCUCUUCUCCCUUCAGCUCUGCGGUGCCGGCUUCACCCAGAAUUACUCCCUCGGCAGCGCGACAGUUGGCGGCAGCAUGAUCAUCGGUGGUGUGGACCAUUCGCUGUAUGUUGGGGAGCUCUGGUACACGCCCAUCCGCAGGGAGUGGUAUUACGAGGUCAUCAUCGUCCGCAUUGAAGUAAACGGACAAGACCUCAACAUGGACUGCAAAGAGUACAACUACGAUAAGAGUAUUGUGGACAGUGGAACCACCAACCUCCGGCUACCCAGGAAGGUUUUCCAGGCUGCAGUCAAGGCCAUCGAGGCUGCUUCUUCGACCGAGCAGUUCCCCUCUGGGUUCUGGCUCGGGGAGCAGUUGGUGUGCUGGCAGGCCGGGACGACUCCUUGGCACAUCUUCCCAGUCAUCUCCCUUUACCUGAUGAGUGAAAACCGUAACCAGUCUUUCAGGAUCUCCAUUCUCCCACAGCAAUACCUGCGGCCAGUGGAGGAUGUUGCCUCUGCCCAGGAGGACUGCUAUAAGUUUGCUGUGUCUCAGUCCAGCACGGGUACAGUGAUGGGGGCCGUCAUCAUGGAGGGCUUCUACGUGGUGUUCGACCGCGAGAAGAAACGCAUCGGGUUCGCAGUGAGCACCUGUCACGUGCACGAUGAGUUCCGCACAGCCUCCGUGGAGGGUCCGUUCCACGGCGUCGACCUGGAGGACUGCGGCUAUAACAUCCCCCAGACGGACGAGUCCACACUCAUGACCAUCGCCUACAUCAUGGCGGGAAUCUGCGCGCUCUUUAUGCUGCCGCUGUGUCUCAUGGUGUGCCAGUGGCGCUUCGCCCGCUGCCUCCACCCGCACGGGGACUUCGCCGAUGACAUAUCGCUCUUGAAGUGAAUCCCUGGAAACGUCUCAGACACAUCGAGAGAAUCGCGUGAAACGCCACAAAAACAGGGGAUUAGGAUUUCAAUGAAACCAUGAAGUGUUGGUGCUGUUAAAGGGCAGCUUCAGGAGGGCUCGUUGGGAAUAAGAAAAAAAAAGGAUAGAAAGAUCAGGCAAACAGCCAAAACACAGCAAGUCUUGCUGCCCUCAAAUUGUGAGGAUAAAAAGAGCCAUCUAAGAGAAAGGUGUCAUCAGCAUCAACUUUGCCUGUUUAAGCUAUCUAUGCAGAUCAGUAAGAGCCAGAAGAACAGAGGACACACACAACUCCUCUUUGUUAUAAAUAGUGUAUAAAAUAAGCCACCAAGACGGAGAAGAUUUGGAAAUAGGAAGGAUUGUUCCACUUUUACACAAGAAGACUCAUAGAUGUUGGAAAGAGCAAAGAGGUAAACCAAUGCUUAAAUAAAUCGGAAUGCAAAGUGGGGAUCCAUCACAUGGAUGGUGACGUUUUGCCGGUUUGUGAUCAUAUGAACGUGUGGUCACAUGUGUGUCCGUGUGUUCAAAGAUCCUUUGUUUGUGGCUUUUAUGAAUGAAUGAAACAAGUUGGAUAUGUGUGAGCAUGCCUGUAUUUGUUCACAGCCGUACUGUCCAGUGAAGAGUA